UCGCCAUUCUCCAGUUUCCCACGACAGUCUGUGGAUUGACUUAAAAUGGUAUAUACUGCAUCGUUCGCCUUUUUUGAGGCGCUAUGGGAGGCUGGGGUCACUCAUGUGUUUGUCAACCUGGGCUCUGACCAUCCCUCGAUCCUCGAAGCCAUGGUCAAAGGUCAAAAGGAAAAGCCAAAUGAGUUUCCAAAAAUCAUCACUUGUCCCAAUGAGAUGGUGGCACUAUCCAUGGCAGACGGCUAUGCUCGCUUGACGGGCAAGCCCCAGUGUGUCAUAGUCCAUGUCGACGUCGGCACCCAGGGCCUGGCCGCCGCUGUGCACAAUGCUUCCUGCGGUCGCGCGCCAGUCUUGAUCUUUGCCGGGUUGUCCCCUUUCACUAUCGAAGGGGAAAUGCGUGGUUCCCGCACGGAAUACAUACAUUGGAUCCAAGAUGUACCCGACCAGAAGCAGAUCGUUUCUCAGUACUGCCGGUACUCCGGGGAGAUCAAGACUGGCAAGAACGUCAAGCAAAUGGUCAACCGCGCCCUGCAGUUCGCUACCAGCGACCCCAAGGGACCGGUUUAUUUGUGCGGCGCUCGGGAAAUUAUGGAGGAGGAGCUUGUCCCCUACAAGGUUGACGCGAAUGUGUGGAGCCCUGUUGCGCCGUCUGCCCUGCCGUCGGAGGGCGUGGAAUUAAUCGCCUCCGAGCUCGCUGCCGCAAAGGAGCCUCUAGCCAUCGUUGGCUACUCCGGCCGAAAUGCACCAGGUGUUCAGGAGCUAGUCAACCUGGCUGAUACAUUCAAGGGCCUCCGUGUGCUGGACACCGGUGGUUGCGACAUGUGCUUCCCUGGCGACCACCCAGCCUCUCUGGGCAUGCGAUACGGGAACCACGAGGCCAUCAAAACGGCCGACUUCAUCCUCGUGGCGGACUGCGAUGUCCCUUGGAUCCCAACCCAGUGCAAGCCGUCUGACUCGGCAAAGAUCAUCCACGUUGAUGUCGAUCCGCUCAAGCAGCAGAUGCCCGUCUUUUACAUCAAUUCCUCGGCGACUUUCCGCGCCGAGUCCGCCACGGCCUUCAAGCAGCUCAACGAAUACGUUGCCUCCAACCCCUCUCUCCGCGAUCUUGCCACCUCCCCAGAGAACCUUGCCCGCGGCCGCCGCCGCGAAGAAGAAUACAGACAACGGCGCCAAGCCACCGCAAACCUCGCCGUCGUCCCCGCAGGCGGCGCCACCGCCCCGCUAAACGCAUCCUAUCUCAUGCAACAGGUCCGACAAGGCUGCCCAAUGGACACAAUCUGGGCCAUCGAAGCCGUGACCCUCAGCACACUCAUCGCAGACCAAAUCGCCGCAACCCACCCCAACUCCUGGAUCAACUGCGGCGGCGGCGGCCUGGGCUGGUCCGGCGGCGGCGCGCUGGGAAUCAAGCUCGCGACGGACAUCCAGCACGGCGGCACCAACAAGGGCAAAUUCGUCUGCCAGGUCGUCGGCGACGGCACCUUCCUCUUCUCCGUCCCGGGGUCCGUCUACUGGAUUGCCAAGCGGUACAAUAUCCCCGUGUUGACCAUCGUGCUGAACAAUAAGGGCUGGAACGCGCCCCGGCGCAGCAUGCUUCUCGUGCACCCCGAGGGAGACGGCUCUCGUGCCACCAACGAGGAUCUGAAUAUCUCGUUUGCGCCCUCGCCUGAUUAUGCGGGUAUCGCGAAGGCGGCGUCUGGUGGGACUGUGUGGGCUGGUCGGGCUGCUACUGUCGCUGAGCUGGGCAGGUUAUUGCCCGAGGCUGUUAGGAGCGUACAGAGUGGGACGGCUGCUGUUCUGGAGGCGCAGUUGGAUGGUACGGUGGGGAAGUAUGUGCAGAAGAGCAGCCUUUAGGUGGGAGUAUCCCUAUCUAGUCUUUGAGCGGACUCGAGCAUCCUGGGAGUUUGGGGAUAUGAUGCGGAUAUGUGACAUAUUGUACAGG
This is a messenger RNA of Aspergillus campestris IBT 28561, 1936 nucleotides long. RefSeq names its product putative thiamine pyrophosphate enzyme. Gene Ontology annotation, cellular component: acetolactate synthase complex; mitochondrion. Gene Ontology annotation, biological process: L-valine biosynthetic process. The record is from RefSeq and is a predicted model, not a curated record. Bases 46 to 1848 code for a protein of 600 amino acids. Lineage: Eukaryota; Fungi; Ascomycota; Eurotiomycetes; Eurotiales; Aspergillaceae. The transcript is spliced from 4 exons. Gene Ontology annotation, molecular function: magnesium ion binding; acetolactate synthase activity; flavin adenine dinucleotide binding.